Entelurus aequoreus (snake pipefish) is the source of this 3879-nucleotide messenger RNA. RefSeq lists its product as uncharacterized. The transcript has 21 exons. Lineage: Eukaryota; Metazoa; Chordata; Actinopteri; Syngnathiformes; Syngnathidae. Gene Ontology annotation, biological process: intracellular calcium ion homeostasis; calcium ion transmembrane transport. The record is from RefSeq and is a predicted model, not a curated record. The coding region runs from base 16 to 2397 and encodes 793 amino acids. Gene Ontology annotation, cellular component: endomembrane system; membrane. Gene Ontology annotation, molecular function: calcium:proton antiporter activity.
AGAAUUGAUCAACAAAUGAAUCAGCCGCCAUCACUCAGUAGAGACCCUCAACUCGACGUCUGUCUGCCCUCCUGCGAAAGCCAUGGUCUACGUUUAAAGCAGUGUGGCUGGCACUGGGGGCCAGGUGGGUCAAAUGUCUUGCCCAAGGACACAACGGCAGUGACUAGGAUGGGAGAAGCGGGAAUCGAACCCGGAACCCUCAAGCUCCACCAACCGAGCCCUGAAGAAAAAAAAGACGCUCCAGGAGAGCGACAUGACGACCAGGCGGAGGACGAGGAUGGACACGCCCACGAGUACAACACAGCAGAGUCCACACACCAGUGUCGCACCCUGUACACCGCCAAAUGUAUGUCUGCACGUACCUGUCCAAGCCACCACGCUCGUGACGACAGCUGGGAGGAGAUCCAAAGCAUAAGAACCAUCAGAGCGGAGAACGAAGUGGAAGCCAACAAGCUGGUCAACAACUACAGGUUUGGCUUCAGAAAAUGGAAGAGCCACGUGACGGAGCGUCCUUUUAAAGACCGGUCAGAGGUCGUGAAGGAGCUUUACUCGGAGCUAAACGUGGUCAAGCCUCUCACUGGUCCAGGUGAUCUCAUCACUUGUGGAAAUGUAGUGUAUGUUGUUCUUUUUGGUUGGUGGGUGUCCCUGGCGUACCUCCUGGUGGGCCUACUCAUGUUCCUCACCGUCAUCGGUGCACCCUAUGGAAAGCUGUGCUGGAAGUUGUCCUGCUACUUUCUAUGGCCGUUUGGCAAGCUGGUUCACGAGAUGGGAAAUGCCUUCCGGAGAUGUUGUGAGCAAAUGCCUGACUGUGAGUGCACCGGGGAGUGGGUGGAGGACAACUCGCCGGUUCUGCUGCCUUCACCGGCGGAGAGUCCAGAUCCGGAGGCCUCGGAGCAACCAGCGCACUCGUACUACUGGUGCCGGUUCUCCACGUAUGUGUGGCUGCUGCUGGGAUACCCUCCUCUGGUGGUCAUCCAUUCACUGGUCUGCCUCUUGUCCUGGGUUCUGGUCUUCACCAUCCCUGUAGCCAAGAUGAACGCACGCACUCUGGGCAUCAUCCUGCUCUUGCCUCCUGAGGAAGUGUCUGUGUGCACCAGCUCACAGCGGAAGCAUCAAGGCUACAAGGGCAGGACACUGCUGUGCUGUUACCAUGCAGCAAACUGGUACUACUACAAGUAUACUGUGGAUGGCAUCAAUGUAUUUGCUGUCAAUCUCCUCCCUCUUGUGAUAUUCGCCCUGAUAAUCGGCUACAUUGACAGGGAAAACCGGUACGCCAGCUCCCAGGUGAAGUUCGCCGUAGCGCUAGGUUCCAUCAUACCGCUGUCGUACUACAUCGGCAUGGGCAUCGCCAGCAUCUCGGCCCAGAGUAACUUUGCCGUGGGCGCAGUCGUCAACGCCACGUUUGGCUCCAUCACCGAGUUGACCUUUUACAUCACGGCUCUCGUCAGGGGUCACCGCAAAGCCAACCCGUGCCUGCAGGAGGUGGUGAAGGCGGCGCUGACUGGCACGUUGCUCGGGUGCAUCCUCUUCAUCCCGGGCAUCUGCAUGAUCAUCGGAGGACUGAGGCAUCGAGAGCAGCGGUUUAACAGUCGCUGCACAGGCGUGAGCUCCGCCCUGCUCUUCAUCUCUGUAGGAGGCGUGUUCGCCCCCACGCUGUUCUCCAAGGCGUACGGCAACCUGGUGUGUGAGGCGUGCACGUCCGGGAGCAACAGCAGCGGCCCGCUGGUUUGCCACAACUGUCACUACGAUGUGAGCAAUGGCACGCUGUUCCACAACCAUGUGGAGCCUCUGGUCUACUCCGUGUCGGUCCUCCUGCCCGUGGCCUACAUCAUCGGCCUCAUCUUCACCCUGAAGACACACUCCCACAUUUAUGACAUCCAUGUACCGGGACAAGGUAGCGGCCAUGACGGCGCGGUGGUCCACUGGUCCCGCUGGAGGUCCCUGCUCAUCCUCAUCAUGGCCACCGCGCUCACGUCCGCCUGCACUGACCUGGCCACCGAGCACAUCCAGCCCAUUCUCAACCAGCCCAACGUCUCCCAGUACUUCAUCGGGGUCACGCUCCUCGCCAUGGUCCCCGAGAUCCCUGAGAUCGUCAACGGGAUACAGUUUGCACUUCAUAACAACAUCAGCCUCAGCUUGGAGGUGGGGAGUUGCAUCGCCGUGCAGGUCUGCAUGCUCCAGAUUCCCAUCCUGGUCUUGUUUAAUACCUUCUAUGAUGUGGGCUUCGUGCUCCUGUUCUCUGACCUCCAUCUGUGGACCAGUAUCUUCAGCGUGAUUCUGGUCAACUACAUCUUCAUGGAUGGCAAGUCAGACUAUUUCCAAGGAACAGCUCUGGUGAUCGUCUAUCUCAUCCUACUGGCUCUCUAUUACUUUGCUCCAUCUCCAGCAGGCUGCUGACUGGGGGACUUUUAAAGCAACAGUACGUAAUAACGGGGCCUUCCUUACAUUAGGCGGGGAGGUUGGGGUUAGCGGCAUAUUCUCAAAGGCCAUAGUGACACUCCAGAUCCCCCUUCUUUCAUGGUGGACCAGCCAGGACACCACUUACAGUAUGUCGUGUUUACACUAGCGCACUUUCCCCAUGUGUGUUAGUGUUCAAAGAUUGCCACACCAAAAUGAUGAGCCAUUUAAACCUUCUUUUUUUUGGACUGUUUUGCACAUUUUGAUAGUGUGGCUUUAAAGUAUAUUUCACUCUCGUGACCCCAAAUUUGCACAAUUACUAAGCAAAUAACCUAUUUGAGUUUCAGCUAGGGAUGUCCGAUAAUGGCUUUUUGCCGAUAUUGUCCAACUCUUUAAUUACCGAUAUCAACCGAUACUGAUAUAUACAGUCGUGGAAUUAACACAUUAUUAUGCCUAAUUUGGACAACCAGGUAUGGUCCUUUUUAAAAAAUAAAAUAAGAUAAAUAAAUUCAAAACAUUUUCUUGAAUAAAAAAGAAAGUACAACAAUAUAAAAACAGUUACAUAGAAAGUAGUAAUUAAUGAAAAUGAGUAAAACUAACUGUCACACAAUCAUGUGUGCUUACGGACUGUAUCCCUUGCAGACUGUAUUGAUAUAUAUUGAUAUAUAAUGUAGGAAGUAGAAUAUUAAUAACAAAGAAACAACCCUUUUGUGUGAAUGAGUGUAAAUGGGGGAGGGAGGUUUUUUGGGUUGGUGCACUAAUUGUAAGUGUAUCUUGUGUUUUUUAUGUGGAUUUAAUUUAAAAAAAAAAAAAAAAAUGAUACCGAUAAUUAAAAAAACGAUACCGAUAAUUUCCGAUAUUACAUUUUAACGCAUUUAUCGGCCGAUAAUAUCGGCAGGCCGAUAUUAUCUCUCGUUUCAGCAUAUUUAUUUUUUUAGCACUCCCAUGUUUUUAAACCUGAUUCUGGUAGGACUUUUAAUGCUCCUAUGGAAAUUUGGACUUUAAGGCGCUUCCAGAUGGUUAGUGAUACCGUCUAAUGUGUUAAUUUUGCGAAAAAUCGUAAUUUAUUAAUGCAUUUUAGUCAACAGGAAGUCAGGCGCAUGCGCACUAGCGGUGUUUGGCUUGAUAAUCAUGGCGGAUUAACUACACGGACUUUGCUCGGGAGAUUUCCCCUUGGAGUAAAUGGAGCUGUCACGCCAAAUUUCUUCCCCCUACAAAAACCGUCCCGUCCCCCCCCAUUUACUUCCGGGGCUGCGUCCAAUAAAAUCACAAAGUUACCGGGGGUCCUUAACCGGCAUGCGACUGUCCUGUUUCGCGCCUGUACAAAAAAAAAACAAUAAUCGAUUUCUUCAGAUUCCAGCAUCUGUCAAAGACGAAGUAUCCUUCCAGCGACGGGCAGUCAAAGCCGAAGUGCUAUCGAUCGCUGUCAAUGACGUAAGAGGAAACAUGACCACGGAAGUAAAUGGGGGGGGGGGGGGGGGG